Messenger RNA from Emericellopsis atlantica, 1496 nucleotides. RefSeq lists its product as uncharacterized. The transcript is spliced from 2 exons. Lineage: Eukaryota; Fungi; Ascomycota; Sordariomycetes; Hypocreales; Bionectriaceae. The coding region runs from base 253 to 1380 and encodes 375 amino acids. The record is from RefSeq and is a predicted model, not a curated record.
CACGAAGUGCAUGUUAAACUUACUUGUCAGAUAAUACCGUGCGGUAUUUCUCUGCAAUGCUUGGUCUCGAAGUUCAUUGAACUCGGAAGAAUAAUUGAUAUUGAGCAAGAGUGUAUCAACGCUCAUUUUUGAGCGUGUUUGAAUGCCCCGCAUCUCCGGGAUUCAUGUCAACACCAUCGUCAUGACAUGUAAAAUAUGGGUUAACAUCAGCACACUGACAAAAUCCUAAAACACGGACACUUCCUAGACACGAUGUCGCGCGCAGGUCGUUUUGUGCACUGCGUAGACAGUCCCAAAUUCAAGCCGGACGAUCUCAUCGAGAACCCGGAACGUCUCAAGAAAGCCAACGAACUACUUCUCAAAGAUGACCUGUACAAUGCCAGCCGAGUCAUUUUUGACCUGGCAGAGGUUGAUCAGUACACAUAUCAUGCGAUGGUCAGCGUGAAGCUCGCACAGGUUCAACGAAUCGUCGAGCUUGGGGAUGAGAAAGGACUGCAUGAUUGGUACCAUAACGAAGAUGGAACAUCGAAAGGGCAUCCUUCCAAGGCAGACAUCGACGCCUAUGUAUCAAUCUUUGCUCCUGGCACACUGACCUCAUCUGCGCUCAAGAACUUCAGCACGAAUGCCAAAAAAGAGUCAUUGCGCGCCGAAGUUGCAGAGAAUCUACUCUCAAAGCGCUUUAUCCAUCCUUCGAGGGAGACAACCCUCACGAUACCAAAGGUGAAAAAGUCUGCGCCGCAGAAUCCCUACUUUGACUUUUGGGCGUGGUCGUGCCGGGCCCUACAGUGGUGUGGACCGUCGCCGUCAGCGGAGAGAAGAACCGGAAGUCACCAUGUGCUCCCUAUUUUCAUGCACCACUUUGGCUGCGCGACACCUUCGCAUGAGUCUUUGGAAAUACUCAGGCUACUUGCGGACGGGAGGACUGUGGCUGACAUUGGCUCUGGCAAUGGUUAUUGGGCAUACAUGCUGCGUCGUUAUGGGCUGAUGGUUAACCCCGUCGACAACAUGCAGAGUGAGUGGAGGGUCAACUGGGUGGACGACACUGUCAUCUCAGAUGGCGUUCAGUGGUUGAAGAAGCACAAAAAUGGGAAAGACAUGGUACUGCUGCUGGUGUACCCCGUGGUAGGCGGGAGCAUAGGGGGAGGCUCAGAAGGUGGCUUCACCCGCGACCUCGUCAAGGCGUACCAGGGCGACACGAUAGCAGUUGUGGGCACGCAAAACCACAACGGUUACACGGGCUUCAAGAAGUGGACCAUGUCUGAGUACAUGGCGAACGAACAUAAGGAUUGGACCAAGGUCGUCCAAAUACCCCUGCCUAGCUUUGGAGGCAAGGAUGAGGCGCUUUUCGUCUUUCAAAGGGGAGACAGAGCGCCAAAAUAGGCGUGGAGAUUCAAAGAGCUGGGGUUCAGUCUCUGGCAAUCCAUGUUAUGGAUAUUAUUGCUGAAUAUAUAUGCCAAACUUACCCAACAAGGACACAGGUGUUUCUCUUCAACGCA